GACUCAGAGUUUUCACUAAACCUGCUUUGUGAAACGGACCUCUGGAGAAUUGGUGUUAUACUUUAUAUUUGAGGUUGCACUUGUUAUUAUGUCACUUGGGUAAACACAGGAGAGAAGCGAAGCCGGAAGUUAAGACGCAUCACUCUCCCUCGUAUUUCUUCCUCUUUGGUUGUGAUGCUAACCCAGAGAGCCGCUGCCUGGCCGCCCUACCUGGGAUGGAUUUAGAAGAAGCUUUUCAUGUUGUCGGCGAGUUUGGACCCUACCAGAAGCGGGCGGUGGCUGUCCUUGUCCUGACACAGGUGUACAUGGCCUGUCAGUCCAUGCUGAUUGUUCUGAUUGGAUUCACACCAAAGUACCGCAUUGAGCAGCAGGACGCCAUCCCAUCCAGCCCGCAGGAGCUCCUCCAGCAUGUCACCUUUACUGAGGACGUCGACUCCAUCGUGACCGAGUGGUUCCUCAUCAAGCAGCAGGCCUAUAAGGUCAGUCUAGCCGGGUCGCUGUUCUUUGCAGGGCUUCUGGUCGGGAACGUCAUCUUUGGGCCGCUCUCUGACCGGAUCGGCAGGAGACCCGUCUACCUGACAGGUCUGUUUUUUGAGGUGGUCUUUGGUUACGUGACCGCCUUGGCCCCCAGCUAUGAGGUCUUCGCCUUGUCUCGUUUCCUGGUGGGGCUGAUGAACGGCGGCAUCAACGUCGCCUGCUUUGUUCUCACUCAGGAGUACGUGGGCAAAUCCUACUGGGCCAUGACCGGGACGUUAGCCAAUAUGAGUUUUGCGGUCGGCAUCGCCCUGUUUGGAGCUCUGGGCUACUUCGUCCGGCCGUGGAGGAGCCUCGCCAUGGUGGCCAACUCGUCCGGUGUCCUCUUCUUCCUGCUGUCUGCAACUCUGCCAGAGUCUCCUCGUUGGCUUUAUUCUCAGGGUCAGACGGAGCGAGCUGAAGAGGUUCUGCACUACAUGGCGCUGAGAAACGGCAACGCUGUCAACCACCUGAUGUUGCAACGUGUCGGUGCUGCUAAAGCCCGUAACCAUGACAACAGGGGUACGGGUGUCCUGCAGUUAGUGAUCCAUCCAGUCCUCCGUCUGAGGACAAUGGUGCUCAUGUUUGUCUGGUACGCGUGUAGUCUUGUGUACUAUGGUCUGACUCUGGGGGCCAGUGACACGUCUGGUAGCCGUUAUGUUAACGUAGCCAUGUACGGCCUGGUGGAGCUGCCCGCCUACCCGCUCUGCAUAUACUUCAUCAACAAACACUGGGCUGGGAGGAGGAAAAGCAUGUCCAGCUUCCUGUGUCUGGCCGGCUCCGCGUGUCUCUUCACCAUGUUCGUCCCUGAAAACACAGGGACGCUGCUGAGCGUUACGUCGUUGGCACUUCUGGGAAAACUGAUGGUCAGUGCAGCGUUCAACAUCGCCUACGUUUACACCUCUGAACUCUACCCGACUGUUAUCAGGAACGCUGGUUUGGGAGUUUGUUCCAUGUCGUGCAGAGUUGGAGGGAUUCUUGCACCGUUUGUUCCCUCCAUGCGGGCUCUCCACACCUCCAUGCCCUUCACUGUGUUCUGUCUGAGCGGUCUGUCUGCAGGCUGCCUCGGCCUCCUGCUGCCUGAAACCCUCAACAAACCCGCAGCCGAAACUCUGGAGGAGCUCAGCAGCCCGACACACAGCCGAGUGCUGGAGAACAAGCCUCUUUUAUAUGAAGAUGACAAAGCAAACCCCAAAUGAAGCCAGCGGCCUCAGUCUUCAUCACCGGAGCAGCUCGGAGCAGGGACGCAGAUUGUCCUCACCUCAUUCCUUAAUGCAGAACUACUGCCUCAAAAAGCGGUGAACUGUCCCUUUAAAUGAACUUAAAGGUCACCGUGUUUACGUCUGUGAACUAUGACAUUUCAAAGGGGGCGGGGACGUAGAUGCCGUCAGGAGGAGGGCGUUACAGACUAACUCGACUGUUCCUCUUGGGUGUAAUUUUACAGAAAAGCCGGACAGUCGACCUGCUGCCUUUUAUUUAGUUUCCUGAAUAUUGUCACAGUUUUUGUGCCUUAUUUGGAGGAAGAAAGCUGAGAGAGGGAGAGCGAGCAAAGAUAUGACGGGACGGACAUGAGCGACAUUCCAGAGAUGUGGCGAAGUUUGAAAAUCAAACUUGCUUUGAGCCACAGACUUUCCAAAACAGAGUAAUCUGACAUUUCAGUGCCGCGGGACACACACCACUCAUACUCAUAUUUUCUCAAAAUACAGUCAAUUCUGAUUUUUGGGGCCAAGAAAUGAUUUUGAUCUAACCCAUGAGAUGUUUUUCUCGUGUCACUGGAGGUUCGCUCAGUCCUGUACACAUGCUGAAGUUUUAGCAUACAGUUGCUAAAAGUACACUAAUUUUAGUAGUUCUGUUGGUAGCAUCCACAACUUU
Messenger RNA from Plectropomus leopardus (leopard coralgrouper), 2385 nucleotides. RefSeq names its product solute carrier family 22 member 15 (gene slc22a15). Gene Ontology annotation, biological process: transmembrane transport. Lineage: Eukaryota; Metazoa; Chordata; Actinopteri; Perciformes; Serranidae. The record is from RefSeq and is a predicted model, not a curated record. Gene Ontology annotation, cellular component: membrane. Gene Ontology annotation, molecular function: transmembrane transporter activity.